UAUAAUAAUGUUAUUUAAUUAUUACCACUUAUAUAAUAUAUUUUUAUUAUAGUGUACAUAAAUUUAAUUUUAAUUUAAUAUUAUGUCUGGCAAUUCUGAUUCUACUCCUGAUGUUACUAAUAUUCACGAUGAUUCUACAAACACAAAGAAACGUUUACAUAAAAUAUUAAAUCCUUAUACAUUAUCGGCUUUAGCAGUUGGCAAUGUAGUUUGGGGUUAUAACAUUUUCAGAAGAAUAAACAGAUUACUGAAUAUUAGGUACUCUAAUCCUGUGUACCAAAUCAGAAGACCAGAAUCACUUUCUAACAGACUUAUCGCAUUCAAAUACUUCUGUAUCGGAGGUUCAAUUGUUCCCAUUGUAUCGCUAGCAUAUGUAUUAUACAACAAAAAUAAGUUUAAACCCUCAGAAAGCUCAGAUGAUACUCAUGCCGAUGACUCUAAAACAAUUUUGAAAAACAUUAACACUACUAUAUCAAAAUAUGCCAACAACGCAGGUGCAAGACUUGAAAAUUUAUCGAAUGGAGUAAAGGAAUUUGUUCCGGAAUCAAACUUUAGAGGCAUGGGCCUCGAUUUAAAAAAGGACAUCAACAAAUUGCGGUCCUGGAUAUCUAAUAUAUUUUAACGUAAAAUACCAUACUCUUCAUGUAAUAUACUACAAAUAUAAAUAUUAUGCUACAAA
Theileria parva strain Muguga is the source of this 679-nucleotide messenger RNA. Its product is annotated as putative integral membrane protein. Bases 83 to 622 code for a protein of 179 amino acids. The transcript has 2 exons. NCBI's taxonomy places the organism in Eukaryota, Apicomplexa, Aconoidasida, Piroplasmida, Theileriidae. The record is from RefSeq and is a predicted model, not a curated record.